AUGGCGGUGUACGCGGUGGUUUCAAUUUCCGGCGGGGACAAAAUGUCGAAGCAGACUACGAAGACGCCGGUGGAUAGAGACGGCGACACCAACCCCACAUGGAAUUUCCCUAUGAAGUUCAAGUUGGAUGAGGCGGCGCUCCGGCAGAACCUCCUAACUCUUGAUUUCAAGCUUGUUUGCGAGCGUGCGUUAGGCAAUAAAGAUAUUGGUGAAGUCCAUGUACCCAUCAAACAGCUUCUUGAUUCUCCGACCACCGGCGCCGUCGGUAAUUAUGGAACCCAGCAGCGAUUGGUUAGUUAUCAAGUGAGGAAACCUAGUGGACAACCUAAAGGUCAAAUAACCUUUUCAUACAAGUUUGUUGAUAAGGUUGCGCCGCCACUACCGGUUCCUGGCGCGGCUAAACUUGAUGAGGAACCUGUUACCGCAUAUCCGGCGGUAGGGCCCAGAUUUGCGUAUCCAUCUCCAUCUCCAGGAGGAGUAUAUCCUCCUUAUCCAGUUGACCAUGGAACAGGGCAGUAUCCACCACCACCUGGAGGAUAUCCUCCACUGCAGCCUCCAGCGGGGUAUGUAUACCCACCUCUACCGUCUUAUGGUGGGUACCCACCGCCACCACCGCCAGGAUAUGGAUAUCCACCCCAACCCGGGUACGGAUAUCCAGCUGUGCAAAGGCCACCAAAGAAGAACAAUUUCGGUUUAGGAGUAGGAGCUGGAUUAUUAGGUGGAUUCUUGGUAGGCGAUAUGAUUUCUGAUGUCGGAGAUUUUGGUUUUGAUGGUGGAUUUGAUUUUUGA
Fraxinus pennsylvanica is the source of this 789-nucleotide messenger RNA. The record is from the annotation of a GenBank genome assembly. Lineage: Eukaryota; Viridiplantae; Streptophyta; Magnoliopsida; Lamiales; Oleaceae.